Chara braunii is the source of this 1324-nucleotide messenger RNA. The record is from the annotation of a GenBank genome assembly. NCBI's taxonomy places the organism in Eukaryota, Viridiplantae, Streptophyta, Charophyceae, Charales, Characeae.
GCGCCGUCGUCGCCAUAGCCCCCGCUGUUUUUUUUUUUUUUUUUUUUGCCCCCGCUUUUUCCCCUUCGUAUGCAUGGCCGCCGAUGUGGCCUGAAGUUCGGCGCGCGAACGACAAACAGUCCACAUCAGCAAACGUGGGCGAAUCGCAUCAGCAAACGUGGAUGUUUGGGGGGAUCGAGUUCAGCCGGCCCUCCCGCCUACCGGCUCUGGCUGGCUGGCGAAUCGCAUCGCAUCGCAUCGCAUCGGUGUAUGUAUGGUGGGGGUAUUGUUGGCCACAUUCGUCGUCCGUUACGGUAGCCCGCCCAAAGAAAGGAAAGUUAACGGAACGCGAAUUGUGACUGACUGGCCGUAGUGACCCCGCGCAUGCACACGGGCGGACACGCGUCGGGGCGGAGAUGGCGGGUGUAGCGGCCGGUUCCGCUGUGGCUUGUCAGGCCGCCAAGUCGACGUUUGUCAAUGGCGGAGGCGUUGGGCGAUGGUGUGCCUCUGGCGCGGGAGUGCGAGGAGGGGCCGGUAUCAGCGGUGAUACUUGGCAGCAGCAGGGCUUGGCGAUCGUGAUUGCGCGCCAAAAGCGGGUCAUCCCAUAUUGGAAGGGAGAGACGUUCUCGCUUCAGACUAGGGAAGCUCGCUGUGCUUCAUCGACAGCUACCGGUAGUCCCAGACUGCUCAUUCGCUGCAACGCCACGCAGCAGUGGUUCCGUACCAGAGAGAGUGAAUGGGAGACUCGCUAUGAUAGGCUUCCUUCUUUGUGCCGUGAAUGAGAAAUUCAGCGGUCUGAACUUCGUGGAACAGGCUCAGCGAUCGCCCGGAUCGGUGGUAUCUUGGAUCGUGUUUAUCUCGCUUGCCUCCAUCCUUCCCAAGUACAUUAGCGAAGUGCCGCUCAGCGAGUUGAUGGAAGCGGCCAAAAAGGAUGGCAUGCCACAACAGCUGAAGCUGGCGAAUGCUGACCUGGAGCAGACAGUAGGCAGGACUGCCAUGCUUGGCUUUCUCGGUACCCUCCUCGUGGAGGUGAUCUUUCAAGGAGGGGUCUUUGAUGGAUCAUUGAAAUUACCAUUUUAAAUUUUAAUUUAACAACGGCAAUGGUGUCCGGGUCUCUGUUGAUUCACAGAGGAGGGAAUUCUUGCACUACCUAGGGGUUUUGAGAAUGAAUGAACCUCAGGCUGGCUGUGUUUCUGAUCUGAUGCACCCGGGACCUGGAAAGUCCGAGUGUGAGCACAUCCCCCAUCAAUCGGUUUUGGCAUUUUAGUGAUUUUGUUUUUUUUGCCACCUGUUCCUCUCUCCCCUCUUGCACACAAAAUUCAAUCAGCUGAAGGCUGCACACGAA